This is a messenger RNA of Periophthalmus magnuspinnatus, 2733 nucleotides long. Its product is annotated as WD repeat-containing protein 49. The coding region runs from base 64 to 2733 and encodes 889 amino acids. The record is from RefSeq and is a predicted model, not a curated record. The transcript is spliced from 17 exons. NCBI's taxonomy places the organism in Eukaryota, Metazoa, Chordata, Actinopteri, Gobiiformes, Gobiidae. Gene Ontology annotation, molecular function: calcium ion binding; protein binding.
AAACAGCCAACAAACCAAGUUAGUGGACGGAAAAGCAGGAUCAGGAGCCAACAUGAUCAUAAAAUGGGGUUUGCGGAGUUUAGGGAAGUCAUUCAUUUGGUGAUUGGGUCAGAUGCAGAGGAUGAGUGGGUCAAGCGCUUCUUUGAUGAGGUGGAUAUAAGCUGCACGGGACAGGUGAGCUGGCAGCAGCUGUGCUCCUACCUCCUGUUGGAGUACAGAGAGAGGUCCAGGGCCUCUGUCCCCGCCGCAGCUCUGCAGGACGCACAGCAGGACGCACAGCAUGUGUACAGACACUGCCCCCACAACCAGAGGGAGCCAACAGUCCGUGUAGUAGCUGUUUUCCAUCCCCCUCCACUGCGUUACAUUAGUGUCAGUAAAGGUGGCCACGUCACUGUUUGGAACAAACACCUCAACAUCACUAAAACUCUAAAGCUUGCUGGAGAUCCAUCAGAGGAAGUUGCUCAUACUAAAAGAUUCCAAGGAUGGGUCACUGAUGCUGUGUACAUGAGGAAUGCACAUAAAGUGGCCAUUUCAACAGACUGCAGGGACAUCCACUUCAUCAAUAUCUCCACAACUAGUGCAUUUGAGGACUUCCAUCUGUAUGGGUUUCCAUGUGUCCCCACUGCUAUUUGCUACUGGUAUGAUGUCCAGUAUCCAUUUGAACCAUCAAAACUGCUUAUAGGCAAUGAAAAGGGAGGGAUUCAUGUGUUGCAGUUUCUAAACCCAACCAAAUGCCUUUUCAAGAACAUGAUCAAGAAAGAGAAGAGGCUUCAACGGGUCUAUCUUCAGCACCUUAGUGACCAUGAGAGCGCUGUGUCAUAUCGCUAUAUCCCGAGCGUGCACCACAACCCAAUCACCAGGAUCAUGUUUGAAAUGUGUACCGGUGUGAUCAUGACUUCUUCAGAGAGUUCUGCUACCUCUGUGGUUUGCAUCAGUAUGUCAGAAAAGCUAAAUCCAUACAUUUGGAAAAUCAGGGAGGGAGUAAAAUGUUUUGACCACAAUGUGCCUCUGCAGCUGAUUGUGACUGGAGGCAGUGACUGUGCAGUGCGGCUGUGGGCUCGAUAUGUGACCACACGUCCUCUGGCCACACUGCUGGGUCACCAUGCUGCAGUUAUUGAUGUUGCAAUCUACCAACCUGUGGAGCAGAUUUUCAGCUACUCCAGAGAUGCAGAGCUGAGGAUCUGGGACAUCACCACACAUGGAUGUCUUAAAACUGUCAGAUUGCAUUUCCCCUGUCUGCAAGCUGCCCAAAUCCCUGAACAUGGCAAUUUUCCUUUCCUGCUUCUAAGCCAACCUCUUCCCGAUGAAAUGUCGCCUCAUUUACUGGUGGGAUGCAAGGACUACCUGGCACUGCUCAGUCUCUCAGAUAGACAAGGGUUAGGGCAAGGAGGGCGGCUGACUGAUCAAUUAGCAGACGGCAGGCCAAAGGUACCCCUGUCCUGUGCAUUAUACAACCCCACUCUGCAGCAGGUGGUGACUGGGUCCAUGGACUCAACAGUCUGUGUGUGGGACCUGGAGACUGGGAGGAAGGCACUACACAUCUCCAGUUCUCACGGAGAGGAGGAGCUGAGCUGCAUGGCAUUAGAUACAUCACAAAGAAGGCUCAUUACUGGGGCGCAUAAUGGGACUAUUAAGGUGUGGAACCUACUGAAUGGACUGAACCUGCACAAACUCGAGCCUCUCAACUCCGUGGUCACUGGGCUGUUGUGUCUUCAUGGUGAUCACUUAUUUGCUGUUGGUUGGAGUCAGUGUAUUGUAGAAUAUGACCUAGUAUCCUCUAAGGAUUUGCAUGUGAAAGGCAGCAGGGCCUGGAAGUCGAGUAGACUCCACAAAUCGGACAUCCGUGCUCUGACACAUUGUCCUGCUUUGGGCAUCACUGCUAUAGCAACACGAAAAAGAGGGGUCAUUGUCUGGAAGCUGGAAACACAAAAGCCAGUUCUCAGUUUAUCCAAAGAGACAUCCUCAGGAAAUGUGCCACCAGUAGAUUGCCUCAUAUUCCUCCAGCACCGAGCGGGAAACAGACAUUUAAGAAAUAAAGGAGUCUUGGUGUCAUCACAGGCUGGUGCUGUCUGCUUCUGGAGCAUCACUGGACAAACACACUCUUAUGGUCAUUUCUUUGCUCCAGAUAAGUCAGAUGACUGUGUUCUCACCCUGAGCUCCAACCAGUCUGAAAACACUGUACUUGUCUCUGGGGACACAGCCGGCCGGCUUCACAUCUGGGACAUCUCUCACUAUGGACUUGAUAUUCCAGACCAGACCCUCAGCGAGGGCCCUCCUUUGCUGCACUGCUGGAGGGCACAUACAGGAGCAGUGAUGGCUGUGGAAGUCCUAAAGAUGGCCGACACACUGUUUAUCCUGUCUGCUUCAGCUGAUGGGUCGGCUGGACUCUGGACACAAGAUGGAGACCAUGCGGGAUCUUUUGGACAGGAAGUGCUGUGGAACCUCACUGAUGCUUGCUCCUUUCAGGCUAAAAGGGACACACAGAGCAGUCUGAACGGAGAGCGCUGUGACCAGCUCCAAAGCCCUGACCCUGGGGACAGCGGUCAAACUUCACAGGGAAAGCUCUCUGCUGAAGAUUGCCCAUGUGGCGAAUUUGAGAAAGAACAUCAAGGGCCUCACACAGCCAUGUACAAACCUCCUCAGAGUAACUCGUCCUUGGCUGAACCAAGAAGGAAACUGAGCUAUCUGUCAAAUGCAGAUAUGUACCACACAAUCAAGAGCAUGACAUUUUAG